This is a messenger RNA of Clarias gariepinus (North African catfish), 3831 nucleotides long. RefSeq names its product asteroid homolog 1b (gene aste1b). The record is from RefSeq and is a predicted model, not a curated record. NCBI's taxonomy places the organism in Eukaryota, Metazoa, Chordata, Actinopteri, Siluriformes, Clariidae. The transcript is spliced from 5 exons. The coding region runs from base 110 to 2212 and encodes 700 amino acids.
UGACACCCACGAGGAAGAAAUGCCGAAGUUCAGCGCCUGCUGUGAAAGAUAAACAUCAGAGGAAGUAGAGCUGCAGUUUACCUGUGCGGCAGGACGUCCUCGGUUCACGAUGGGCGUGCAUGGGCUGACGAGUUAUAUUGAAGGAAACCGUGAAAACUUGACCAACAUAAAGCUGAAAAACACCCGUCUGGUAAUCGAUGGCUGCAGCCUGUAUUUCCGCUUGUACUUCACGUCAGGCCUGGACCAGAUCCGGGGAGGAGACUACGACAUGUUUGCUAAAGUGGUGCAGGGGUUUUUCUCAGCGCUCUCUUCGUGCAGCGUGAGUCCCUUCGUGGUUUUAGACGGUGGAAUGGAUGAGACAGAUAAGAAGCUGAGAACUAUCUGCGAGAGAGCUCAGAGCAAGGUACAAGAAGCCCAUUCCCUGUCCCAGGGGUCCAACGGGAGCGUUCUGCCUCUGCUUACACGUGAUGUCUUCAGACAGGUCCUUGCCGAGCUCGGAGUGCCGUUGGUGCAGUGUGUCUCUGAAGCUGACUUUGAGAUCGCCUCGUUGGCGAAUCACUGGCAGUGUCCUGUCCUGUCCAACGACAGUGACUUCUACAUCUUUGAUUUGCCUGGUGGCUACCUGCCUAUGACCUCCUUCGAAUGGGAGAACGUCUGUGGUAAGGCGGCGGAGCGCUACAUCCCCGCACGGCGAUACACCGUUUCCCGAUUUUGCUCAAUUUUAAACAAUUUUAACAAGCAGCUGCUGCCGCUGUUCGCUGUCGUUGCUGGUAACGACUACACAGAUCCCAAAAUCACAGAGACGUUCUUCAGCCGGGUGGAAUUACCCAGAGUUCCGGGGCUAAGAGGAAGUAUAUCCAGUACCCGCAUUAAUGGCUUUUUUAUGUGGCUGUUGGCAUCGGACAGCCUUGAGGAAGCGCUGGAGGAUGUGCUGCACAUCCUGGGAGGCAGACAGACCGGCAAAUUCCGAAAUCAAAUCAUGGCAGGGAUGCAGGACUAUCAGCUUCCCCCUACCAGCGUCCUGGCCCAGUUCUUCUCCAGCGGUCGCCAUGGCAUGAAGGUUCCCGCAUCAUUGAUGGCGCAGCCACGGUGGCUCCUGAAGCAGAUCACGUCCGGCGCUUUGCCCCCUCUGGUGUUGGAUGUUCUGGUGUUGCGGAGAGUCUUUCUGAUGGCUCAGGUAGAGAACAGUCGUCUGCCGAGUAGUCACGAAGCCUCACUGAACAUCCGCAAGACGAUCUAUGGCCUGCUCUUGCUGAAGAACGGAGCGCAGGGUACCACAGGUCGUGGACAGAGGGGUAGAGGAAGAGGAGGUGUGAGGAGGGGCGGGUUGGCUGAACAGGCUCAGGGUUUGUGCACCCCCUGUUUUGUUGAGGAGUAUAGCAGGUUUCAGCUUAAUUUUAGGAGAGGCCUAGUGGAGGUUCAGCUGCCUGCGCAUCAUCCACCACUGAGCCUGGACACGUUGGACCAGGUGGCCGUACCUCUGAGACGCUCUGUGUUGUUGGGAACCCUGGGUGUGAUGGAGCAUGUGUUGCAGCCUGUAGAUCCACAUCUCCACCUGCCUGUGUGUGUCACACACUUUUGGAUGCGUUCGUCAACGCCGAUGCCCAGCCGCUUCCUGCUCCAGAGUGUGCUGCUAGGGUUAGUGUACGGCGAGCUCUGCAGACGCAAGGCAGUUCUUGGAGACCCGCUGCAUGCGUGCACUGCUACUGCCAUGGUGUGCCAGCGAUUAGACCAGCUGAGGGUCAGCUCCACUCAGAGGAGGGGUGUAAACCUGGGCGUGGCCCACUCUCUCAGUCAGUGGCAGUCUUGCAUGUGGUUUGGGGUUUACCUGAACCAGCUGUUGUGUUUCCCGCUCCCUGAACCUCAGUGUGCCUGGCUGUUCAGUGGAACUUUGCUGCAUGGACUGGAGGCUGCGCUGAGGACAGGACAUCACCAGGCCGAGUCUCUGCUGUCUGAUCUUCCCACUGCACUGCAGCUCUACUCCACCCUGACGGGGGCGGUACAGAGUUUUGUUCCACAGCACCAGGCCGCCCCACACACGGCACCAUUUACAGCAGCAGGGAGGGGCAAGCGGAGAGGGCGGUGGAGAAAGCAGCGGGGUAGUGGGGGUAGAGGCGGGCAGAACCGAGGGCGAGGUGGAGUGCCUGCUGCUGGCGGUUUGUGUAACAGGUUUGGGAUGCUGAGCUGUGAGGACGAGUCCGAUGAGGACUGAAUGAUUUCUUUUAAAAAGAGGUUUAAUGAAAAUACAGUUAAUAUUCAGGAUUUUACUUUUUGAUAUUUAAUAUACUCCAGUGUAUAUAAUGUAUUUAAAAGUACAGAAGUCACGUCUUUUAACUGUGUCUGUAUAAUUAUGACCCGUACAUUAUGUGCUCAUUAACACCAACUGAGACGUGUUUAAAGAACAGAACUGAUGGAGGGGGACAUGUUCACAGGCUGUAAUACAUCUUUAUACAAGACUUACUGUACAUCUCACACCGUAUAUGACCAAAAGCAGGUGGACAUCUAAUUAUCACACUCGUAUGAGCUUGUUGUAAAUCUGUGUGCAUUAACACAGAUUUAUCUCCCCGUGUGUGUUUGCUGUUCUAACGAGCUCUACUUUUCUCUUCUGUGAAGGCUGUACACUAGAUGUUUGAGUGUGUGUGUGUGUUUGUGUGUGUGUGGAUUUGUGUAUAUUCACACACUCUACAGGAGCGCUAGUGAGCUUACACUGCGUGUCUGUGAUGGAACUGUAAUGCGACAUCACGCAGAGACAUUCUGAAGAGCCUCGUAUGGAUGUGAGGGUCAGGGGUGCACAUGCUUUCAGCUGUGUUGUGUAGCAGAAAGCUUUGCGUAGAUGACACAAAGCCCUAAUGUCUAUAUUUUGAGCUGCCUGAAUCUGUUCCCUGUCAGUUUCAUGUUCUACACGUGUCUCUGUUUAUGUUUAUGAUCACGUGAUGUAUGUUUUAAGCACAAAGACAGAAGACAGGACGUGUGUCACCCUGAAGUGGAUCCAUGCCAUGAAAAUGAAGUUUUAAAAUAACACACAAGCAGACACACUGAGUCUGUCCUGACCGAGCUGUGUCACCCUGGUCAUGUGAUCAGACAGUUAACACUUUUAAAGAGCGGGUCCUUUAAACACAUCACGAACAUAAACGUUUCUAAAUGAAUUCAUUCCAGCGAUUUUAAUCUCAUUUCUCGAUUCUGUAUCAGAGGAACAGUUUACAUUCCUGCUUCUCCUUAACACUUUAUGAGGAGGCGCUGCCUUUGCUUUGCUUUUACAUAGCAGGUGCCUGUGUGUGUGUGUGUGUGUGUGUGUGUGUGUGUUUAUUAAAUAAACAAGAAUUUUUGCAGCUGCUUAAAUAAAACUGCCAAAGAAUCUUUAAUGUAAUUUUAUCAAGGCUUUAUAACAUGCAUGAAUUUUUUAUAUGGAGCUUUUUAUAUAUAUAUUUUUUAAAAUCUCUUUUUAAAACAGUUAUACAAUAUGAACCACUUUGCUCCUUAAUUUGAACUUUUCUGUUAAAUGCAGUCAGGCUAAUCAUUCCGGUUAUGUAACAGUCACUGUGAAAAAGAGGAUGUUUGAGAAUCAUGACACGACCUGUGUGGGUGUGUGUGUGUGUGUCACUGCAGGAUUUGUGUUUAACAGGACACCAGUGUGAGGCUUUGAGCUGCCAGUGGGAGUGUGUAUCAGUGCUCCUCUGUAUUUUGUCUAACCUGCCUAUGAGUUUACAGCUGGAUUUUAAUUCAUCUUACAAAUUAACUUAAUUUACACAUUAAAUAAUCGCUCAUAUCAUGCUUUUUUUUUUUACUUUUAUGUGAAUCAUGGACUUAAUAAAAACACUUGUUUUAAAAAAU